CGUUGUCGAACGCGGGAACCCAAGAUAGCUCCAUAGACUCUUUGAGAUAGUAUGAGGUUCCUCCUCAUGAGAUCAAUUCUGAUUCACCCUUGUGGUGGCUCCAUCAUCAAUGUCCGAUCGACGACUACGUCUGCUCAAUAUGUAGCUUCCAGAUCAAGAGACCCUGUUUUCGAGAAGCUCAUGGACAAAUACAAGAACCUUCUCAAGGUCAUUGCCAUACAAGACCUUAUCCUCGCCAAUCCAACAGCUGAUCCUCCCUCUCUAUCCAUUGACUUUCUCUCCAGGCUCUCCCAGAAGCUCCACCUUAACCGUGGCGCUGCUUCUUUUUUAAGAAAAUAUCCUCACAUCUUUCAUGUCUUGUAUGAUCCUGUGAAAGCUGAGCCCUUUUGCAGGUUAACUGAUGUAGCCUUGGAGAUUUCUCGCCAAGAGGCUUUGGCUAUCACUGCUACUCUGUCUCUUGUUGUUGACCGGUUGGUUAGGCUCUUGUCUAUGUCCAUAUCAAAGUCCAUUCCGCUUCGUGCGGUUUUCAAGGUUUGGAGAGAACUUGGGCUCCCAGAUGAUUUUGAGGACUCUGUUAUCUUAAAGAACCCUCAUCUCUUUAAGCUUAGUGAUGGUCAUGAACCCAAUACCCAUAUCUUAGAGCUGGUUCAAGAAGAAGAUAAAAGACUGGAAUUUGAGGCCGCGGUUGAGAAAUGGAGGGUGGUUGAGUGUUCUAAGGAGGACUGCUGUGUCGAUAGAAGUGAACUCCAGUUUAGUUUCAAACAUAGUUACCCACCAGGAAUGAGACUGAGCAAGACCUUUAAGGCUAAAGUUAAGGAAUGGCAGAGGCUGCCUUAUGUAGGGCCAUACGAGGACAUGGUUGGUAAGAAAAAGAACAGAUCCGGAGUGAUGGGAAUAGAGAAAAGAGCGGUUGCGAUUACUCACGAGUUUCUCAGUCUGACUGUAGAAAAGAUGGUGGAGGUAGAGAAGAUCAGCCAUUUCAGAAAAUGUUUUGGGAUUGAUUUGAACAUAAGAGAUUUGUUCUUAGAUCACCCGGGCAUGUUUUAUAUGUCAACUAAAGGGAAAAGGCACACUGUGUUUCUCAGAGAGGCUUAUGAAAGAGGACGUUUGAUAGAUCCAAAUCCAGUUUACCAUGCGAGGAGGAAGCUUCUUGACCUUGUUCUCUUGGGACGCCAUGCUGCUUUAUCAGAAUCUGGGAACACUAGUACGUCUGAACAAGAAUGAAUUCAUAUUGAGUCUAAGCUAUGCAAUCUUCCAUAUCACAACCAGUGAGGUGUAUGAGACACUUGACACUUGAGUGAUGAGAUCCACCAGAGAGAUGAGAUCCACCAAGAAUCAGGUAAUCUUGAACAUCUCUAGCUGCAUAGCCAUUGAGGAAAGAGACAGUGAUAAGCAUUGUUUCUGUGGUGCUUGUCCAAUUUUCCGAUUAAUUGUCUUGCUCACAAGCAAAAGCUCAAGAUAAUAAGUAAGCAGGAAAAGCGAGUGAGUUGAUGUAUAAGUGAGUACUUGGAUCAAAAGUUGUCUACGAAACCAAUGUAGUAGUAAACUGUCUUUGUUAUG
Messenger RNA from Arabidopsis arenosa, 1560 nucleotides. NCBI's taxonomy places the organism in Eukaryota, Viridiplantae, Streptophyta, Magnoliopsida, Brassicales, Brassicaceae. The record is from the annotation of a GenBank genome assembly.